GUCUACACAGUUAACAACAAGCUUACAUGUACGUUGGUAAAUUACUUAAAAACAUCCUUAAAUCUGUUUACAACUACAUUAUAGUGUGUUUUAACCUUUACAAAUACCUGUUAAUACCCUUAACUCCAUAAUACAUAGUCCCACUUAGAUUAGUUUUGUUUCUCUCAUGAGCUCUCUUUGUGUUUUUUAGAUUAUUUGGUGAAUCGAGCUGAAAUCACUUUGUGUUCAAUCGACAAAAUGCAGCAGAGCCACACCGUCUACCUGGGGAACAGAAAUGACGCCAGUGGUUUGUUGAGAUCCGUCACUCAGUUCUCUCACCUCGCCGCUGACACGAUCGUGAACGGAGCCGCGACGUCUCACUCCGCUCCCGUCGACCAGGCCGACCGAUUAACGGACGGCUGUCGGGACUGUGCCAAUAACUGUCUUCAGUUCCUGAAGGACCUGAAGAUUCAGGCCAGUUUACCGAGAGCAGAUCCCUCCGCCGUACGCUACGCCGUCCAACGCCUCCUCGCUCAAGCACAG
Molecule: messenger RNA, 522 nt
Organism: Plectropomus leopardus (leopard coralgrouper)
Lineage: Eukaryota; Metazoa; Chordata; Actinopteri; Perciformes; Serranidae
Source: RefSeq, a predicted model, not a curated record